CUCCUACCAAGGACAAAAUCUCUUUAUUUUUAUUUCUGUAAGCCUGAAAGAUUCGAAAACUCCAGAAGAAGAGGUUAGCGAAUCUCGAUGUUCUGCUCAGCGUAUACACCAAGUUGCAUUUCUCAGUUUCAUGUCAACAAGCCCGUUUUUCGGAAACCGAGGUUUCGUGUUUGUUCAUCUACUUCUAGCGAGAGUGACAGGUUCAAAGUAGAGUACACUCCGUGGCUUAUCGUAGGAUUGGGUAAUCCAGGGAACAAGUAUCACGGAACACGACACAAUGUUGGUUUCGAGAUGAUUGAUAAGUUGGCUAGAAAAGAAGGUGUUUUGAUGAACACAAUACAGUCUAAAGCUCUAAUCGGAAUAGGUGCUAUCGAAGAGGUUCCUAUCUUGUUGGCUAAACCUCAGACUUAUAUGAACUUCAGCGGUGAAGCGGUUGGAUCGUUAGCUGCACAUUAUCAAGUACCAUUGCGCCACAUUUUGCUGAUAUACGAUGAGAUGGCUUUACCAAAUGGGGUCAUGAGACUUCAACCCAAAGGAGGUCAAGGCUAUCACAACGGAGUAAAGAGUGUAAUGGGGAAUUUGGACGGUCGUAAAACCUUUCCUCGACUAAGCAUAGGCAUUGGUCAGCCACCUGGAAGCAUGGAUAUGAAAGCUUUUCUUCUUCAGAAGUUUAGUCCAUUGGAACGGAAACAGAUUGAUGAAGCACUCGAGCAAGGGAGUGAAGCUGUGAAGACCCUUGUGCUAAGUGGAUUCAGUGAAGGAAUCUCAAGGUUUAAUCUUGUGCAGAAGUAUAAAUUCCACAAAGUAUGAAAUGCAUAAAUUGACGAGGGAUACAGAUUGGUUUAGCAUUUUGAUUUUGUUGUAAAACAAUGUACUAAUAGGGAGGAUUACAAUUGAAUCAUAUUAUCUGAUUAAUUUUAACAGUGCAAGAGGGUAA
This is a messenger RNA of Eruca vesicaria subsp. sativa (arugula), 937 nucleotides long. Lineage: Eukaryota; Viridiplantae; Streptophyta; Magnoliopsida; Brassicales; Brassicaceae. The record is from the annotation of a GenBank genome assembly.